GUAAUUACUGAUCAAUUGGAAAUCAAUUGCAUUUUAAGGCGAACUUGUGAAAUAUUUUCUUAUCAAGGGAGCAAAUAAAUAUAAACCUACAUGGAAAAAACAGUUAGCAUUGCCAAAAUACAGUGGUAUGAAAAAGUUUGGACAUUUUUAAGGUUUUUUUCAGUUCAAGGGGAGCUAUUAUGCUAAUUUUCAGCCCUUUGUAUUGACUUGUGGACUCCUAUAGAGCAGCUACACAUGAUAACCCGCACAGAAAGCUUUCUAGAUCUUCCAGAAUCAGCACCUAUUCAGACGUGGGCGCACGAUGCACAAACGGAACCACCUCCUCGUCCCGCUGCUCCUGCUGUGCGUGGACGUCUGCGCGGUGCGUGGCCUCCGCCUCCUGCAGCUCUCGAUGCUCCUGCCCAGGUUCCCACUUGUCGCCCUGUGGGCAGAGGAGCUGACCAGGGCCGGCCUCCUGCUCGUCACCUCCGUUUCCUGUAGAGGAGACCUCUCGUGGGCAAGCAGCUUAUUGGUGCUUUGCUUGCACCUCCCGGUCUACGUCAGCCUUCUCUCUGGGAUGGGGUGGUCCAGCGAGGAGGAGGUUUGGGGAUGGCACUCCUGGGAAAGGUUGUUGCAGAGCUACGUCGUGACGGCGGUGGCGUGGAUCUAUUGGAGUCAGUACGUCUCGCUCUGGACGUCCGUGAGCGGAGAAGCAGAGAAGCCCAAAGAGGACAUCGGGUCGUCUCUGAGGAGACUGAUUGGAUUCAUGCGACCUUAUCUCGGACGAUUUGUUUUUGUGCUGUUCCUCGUACUGUUCUCCUCCUAUGGUGAGAUGGCGAUCCCGCUGUACACGGGCCGUGUGACCGACUGGAUCACAAACCAAGAGGCGCCGGAAGCUUUCCACGAGGCCGUCAAGAUCAUGGCAACGAUGACUGCCGUCAGCGCGGUGCUGGAGUUUAUGGGCGACCUGGUGUACAUCUCCACCAUGCGGUGCAUCCACACAGCGGUGCAGGACAGUGUCUUCCAAGCGGUGCUGAAACAGGACAUCGCUUUCUUUGACGCCACAACCACAGGUGAGUUGGUGUCCCGCAUCACCAAGGACACGGACGACAUGAGCGAGGCGCUGAGUGAGAAGCUGAGCCUGGUCAUGUGGUACACGUCCCGUUUCCUCUUCCUCCUGUAUUUCAUGAUGACGCAGUCGUGGAAGCUGUCGCUGCUCUCCUGCAUGGGGCUGCCCAUCAUCUGGGUCAUACCCGAGUUCAUCGGGCGCUUCAGUCAAACGCUGUCCGCGAAGGUCCAAGAGUCGGUGGCUAAGGCCAACCAGGUGGCGACAGAAACCUUCUCCUGCAUCAAGACAGUGAAGAGCUUUGCCAACGAGGACGGCGAGACGCAGCGCUACAGGGAGGCCAUGGAGGAGAUUUACGGCCUACAUAAAAUACAGGCUGCAGUUUAUGGAAUAACGACAUCGGCCAAUAGCUUGAGCACGUUAGCCAUGAAAGUGUGCAUUCUGUACUACGGGGGGAUGCUCGUGACGAGGGGGGCAGUCAGCAGCGGAACGUUGGUCUCCUUUGUCCUCUACGAGCUGCAGUUUGCUUCUGCUGUGGAGGCCUUCAUGCAUUCUUACCCAGAGGUGAGGAAGGCUGUCGGCGCCUCCGAGAAGAUCUUUGAGUAUCUAGAUCGGAAACCUCAAAUACCCCCGGAGGGAACUUUGGCCCCAGCGAACCUGGAGGGACACGUCCAGUUCAAGAAUGUUACUUUUGCCUACUCUCAGAGCACUGAUGACGACAGCCUGGUCCUCAAGAACGUUUCCCUGGAAAUAAAACCCGGGUGCAUCACGGCACUUGUGGGUCUCAACAGAUCAGGGAAGUCCACCUGCGUCAAACUGCUGGAGAGGUUUUACCAAGCCCAAAGCGGGGAGAUCCUGUUGGACGGGUUGCCGUUGCAGAGUUAUCAAGAUACUUAUCUUCGGCAGAAGAUCGCCGUGGUGAGCCAGGAAUGUCUGCUGUUCGCUCGCCCCGUGUGGGAGAACAUCAAGUAUGGCUGCGAUGCCAGCGACGAGGACAUGUACCGAGCCGCCCGCCUCGCCAGCGCCCACAGCUUCAUCACGGCGCUGUCAAAGGGAUACGACACAGACGCUGGCGAGAAAGGAGCACAGUUAUCCGGAGGGCAGAGGCAACGUAUCGCCAUCGCCAGAGCCUUGAUCCGACGACCCAAGAUCCUGAUAUUGGACAACGCCACCAGCGACUUGGACACGGAGAAUGAACAUCAGGUCCACCAGGCUUUGCUGAGCCAAGGCAAGGAGUGCUCCGUGCUGCUCAUCUCUAACAAGAUGAGUGUCGCCAAGAAGGCCGACCACAUCGUCGUCCUCCACAACGGGAUGGUGGAGGCACAGGGUUGCCAUGACGAGCUGCUGAAAAGAGGUGGCCGUUAUGCUGAACUGGUGACAAAGGAGGGGCACUGAGAUUGUGGACAUAAGGAGGCAGUGCCUUAAAGCCUAUGUUCCCAUAGUGAGGUCCAUGUACCCCCAGAGGGGUACACUAAUUGUCAUACGGAGUAUGUGACUAAAAACGAAAAACAAAUUAUCGCCUAACAUUCACAAUUACAAGUGAACGCCUCAUGGUGCAAGGAGAAGGCAGCAUUGAAGUUGUUUGCUGCUCUUUGUGCAUCACAUGGCCAAAUAAGAACAUUUGAUGAUUAUUUUGUCGAGUAAGAACGUCAUAUGUCUGAAGGGGUGUGUGACUGUAAUGCGUUUAGGAACUAAUGCCUUAAAGCAGGGGUGCUCACACUUUUUCAGCAUGCGAGCUACUUUUAAAAUGACCGAGUCAAAAUGAUCUACCCACUACAAAAAUGCAAAACAUCUAUUUAUUUUCAAAUGUAUUGAGGAUUAUUUGUACGUACAAUGUAUGUUGAUGUACCUUACAUAACCAAAUGAGCCAAUAUUGCAAAACACACAUAAUUAACUAUUAACAUUUUUUGUAAUUACCUGAGUUUACUUUGAUGACUUGCACUGAAUUGAACCAGCCAGGGAUGCAUAGUCCGGACAGUAGCUGCUGAUGGCCAGCCUCAAGCACACUUCCAAAUGUUUAUCAGUCAUGGAUAAUAUCCAUAUCAUAAUAUCCGUAUAAUAUUCCAUAUCCGUAUGGAAGUGAUAUGUUUUUUGCCUUUUUACUUGGUCCAGUUUUUGCCUUUUUACUUGGUCCAGCUCCUUCACUCAUUUUAGUGACCAUAAACUUUAGCGAGGGCUUUAAAAUCUAACGCAAUUCGCCGACUAGCUUAGCACUUUGCAUCGUUGUUUACGCAUGAGCGGUGACCUAAAGGUCAAAAUUCAGUUGUCAUCUGACUGGUUGUCCUGUAUGUCAAUCAAGUAACGGGGAUGGAUGAUAGGCUGACAUCGUAAGUUCUGCUGCACUUAGAGACGUCGUUUGAUUUGAUUGGUCGCCCGAAGGGCAACAUUCAGUUGUCAUCUGAAUGGCUGCCCUGUAUAUCAAUCAAGUGACGGCAUUGAUGCUGGGAUGAUAUUUUUUUAAUGUCACGCCGCGAUCGACCAGCGAUCGACCGGUAGCUCGCGAUCGACUUAAUGAGCACCCCUGGUUUAGGAACUACUGUCUUAAAGGGUGUCAUAUAGACUCUAUGACCAUUUUUAGCUGCACUGUACCUGCCUGGCUCCAUCUUAUCUCUAGCAUACCUGCCGUUGAGCCAACUUGUGUUCCUACAGCGGCGUUCUAAGUUGACUUAUACCUAAAUGAACACCUUGCACUGUGCCCAAAACACACUAAGGACAUGAAAAAAUACAGUCACAAAAAGAUGAAAUACAAAAAAGUUAUCACUGUCCUUUCAUCAGCAGAUCACAUAUUCAAUGAUAUCAUCUUUCUCCUUCAUGAUGGUCCAGUGUCGGUCCGUGUUUAUUCACUUUCCCAGAUUUAUAAAGGUGGUGGCUUUCCUUUCCUUUUCUUUUCCUUGCACCUGGCGAGGAAGAGGGAGGGGAAUGUUGUCCUGCCUUCAUGUUGCUGCGCAGGACUACAUAUUCUUCUGCUGUGCUGACAUAACUACAAUAAUCCCUCCUUUACUGCGAUGAAUUGGUUCCACACCUGACCGUGAUAUGUGAAUUUCCACGUAGUACCACUCCUUAUUUGUAAAUGGAAUAUUUUUGUUAUAAGAAAAGACCUUCUAAAUAUGUUUUGGAACAUUAUUAGUGCCCUCUAGAUAUGAAAUAGCAUACCAUAGUGACCUUUACACUCAUAUUACCUAAUAUAGUAAACAUAAGAGAAAGUAAGGCUCAUGUGGGUUGCUGUAAAUGUGUUCUGGUGGAGGGCGGACAGGAAAUGACAUUGAGGUUUGUGAUUGAGUUUUAGCUUGGCUUGGGUUAAGGCCAUGGUACUAUUUGUAAGUACGGCCUCAAACCAGGGGUAAGUAGAGCAGGGCUCCGACUGCGCAGUGGGAAACCAGCAUUAAUUGUUAGAGUAGUAGCUUUUUUUUUUUCUUUUUACAAUUUUCGAUGUGCAUCUUGAAGCCAUUUGUACCAUGAGCCCUCAUAAUUGCAGGGAGAAACAAUUGGUGCUAAAUUGUUCACAAAUAAAUUUUGAUAUGUAUUUGCCCAA
Messenger RNA from Doryrhamphus excisus (bluestripe pipefish), 4577 nucleotides. NCBI's taxonomy places the organism in Eukaryota, Metazoa, Chordata, Actinopteri, Syngnathiformes, Syngnathidae. The record is from RefSeq and is a predicted model, not a curated record.